Molecule: messenger RNA, 1830 nt
Organism: Dufourea novaeangliae
Lineage: Eukaryota; Metazoa; Arthropoda; Insecta; Hymenoptera; Halictidae
Gene: Alg9
Product: alpha-1,2-mannosyltransferase ALG9
Exons: 11
Coding region: 22-1830 (602 amino acids)
Biological process (GO): protein N-linked glycosylation
Cellular component (GO): endoplasmic reticulum membrane
Molecular function (GO): alpha-1,2-mannosyltransferase activity
Source: RefSeq, a predicted model, not a curated record
AGUUAGAGCAGUUAGAGGACCAUGGCGCCGAACCAACGUCAACGUCAGCUUUUCGUUUCAAAAAAAGAAUUGAAAAAGCUUAAUGGCAGAAGAUUCUCAAAACCAGAAGAAUCAUCUGAUGCUGGUCUUAUAUAUCCUGGGGUAGAUACAGCAUUCAAGCUGAUUUUAUCAGCUAGAUUUUGCUCUGCUAUAUGGAGUCAUAUAACAGAUUGCGAUGAAGCAUAUAAUUAUUGGGAACCAAGUCACUAUUUGCUUUAUGGAACUGGUCAACAGACAUGGGAAUAUAGUCCGCAAUAUGCAUUAAGAUCUUAUGUAUAUUUGUUGAUUCAUAUGGUACCAGCAAAACUUUAUCAUUAUUUGUUGGAACCAAAUCCUGCUCUAGUCUUCUAUUUUGUAAGGUGUCUCUUAUCUGUGGGUUGUGCACUAUCUGAAGUAUAUUUUUAUAAAAAUGUGUGCAGGGAAUUCGGAAUUCAUAUAGGAAGAUUAACAUUAGUGUUUCUUAUUGUGAGUUCUGGCAUGUACAUUGCUAGUGCUGCAUUCUUACCAUCUUCUUUUUCAAUGUAUUUAAGCACUGUUGCUAUAGCAGCUUGGUAUGGUCGUCAAUAUGAACUAGCUAUAUUUGCCACUGCUAUAUCUACUUUAUUAGGAUGGCCAUUUGCUGCAUUACUUGGAUUUCCAAUUGCAAUGGAAAUGUUAAUCCAGAAACAAGAGUGGAGUAAAUUUAUGAAAUGGGUAAUUAUAUCUGCUGCUGUUAUACUGAUACCAAUGGUUUGGAUUGAUUCAAUGUAUUAUGGAAAAUUGGUAAUAGCACCAUUAAACAUUGUAAUGUACAAUGUUUUUACUAAUCAUGGGCCAAAUCUUUAUGGAACAGAACCACUCAGUUAUUAUAUCUAUAAUGGAUUUUUAAAUUUUAAUUUCAUUUUCAUUGGUGCACUUUGGGCUCCAUUUGGAUUGCUUUUAGUGUGGAUGUUUGUACCAGCACGACCAAGAGACAGACAAUGUUUAUCAUAUUGGUAUUCUCUGGCACCAUUAUACUGCUGGCUUUUAGUCUUUUUCUUCCAACCUCAUAAGGAGGAACGAUUUUUAUUUCCUGUGUAUCCAAUGAUCUGUUUGGCUGGGGCAGUAGCUGUGGAUGUCGUCCAAAAAUUAUACUUUUUCAUUAGAAGAAAGUUCAACCGUUUGCACAUUUCUUACCAUUAUUUACAAUACACUAUUCAUAUUACACUUCUCACUAUUUUAAUAUGCGGUUUUCUUGGAGUAUCAAGAUCAUUGGCAAUAUAUAAAGGCUACUAUGCACCAAUGGGAAUAAUGAUUGAAACUAAUAAACUUGGAUCAGAAGGAGAAAUGCCUAAAGAUAUCAAUAUAAACUUUUGUAUUGGCAAAGAAUGGCAUCGAUUCCCUAGUAGCUUUUUCUUCCCGUCAAAUAAUUGGAAACUUCAGUACUUAAAAUCAGAGUUUAAAGGGCAAUUACCACAACCUUUUCUAGGUCAUGAAAACGCGACUAGCGUAAUUCAGCCUAAUUUUAAUGAUAUGAACAGAGAAGAACCAUCACGCUAUUUUAAUUUAGAAAAGUGUCAUUUCAUAUUAGAUUUGGAUAUUGGUACUGAGACACCUUUAGAACCAAAUUAUUCUCAAUUAAGCGACAAUUUUACAGUAAUAAAAUCGUCUAAAUUUUUAGACACUGCAAGGUCACAUCAAUUUUUCAGAGCAUUCUAUAUUCCUUUCAUAUCAUAUAAAUUUUGUACAUAUGGUUCAUACAAUUUAUUACAAAAUACUAAAUUUAAGCCCAUUUCCCACUCAAUGAAAGAAAAAAAUACAAAGUCCUCUUAA